GGGGCGGGCGGCGGGGCGCAGGCGCGGCCGCCUUGAGGGGAGCCGCUUCCCGGCUGCCUCAGCGGCCGGCUAAUGGCGGCGCCGUGACGGCUUUAAAUUGAAGAGAAAAUGUCACUUUAUGAUGAUUUGGGAGUUGAGACCAGCGAUUCCAAAACAGAAGGCUGGUCCAAAAAUUUCAAACUACUACAGUCUCAAUUGCAGGUGAAGAAGGCAGCUCUCACUCAAGCAAAGAGUCAGAGAACAAAACAAACAACAGUCCUUGCUCCAGUGAUUGACCUGAAACGAGGCAGCUCUUCUGAUGAGAGACAGAUUGUGGACACUCCACCUCAUGUAGCAGCUGGGUUAAAGGAUCCUGUACCAAGUGGUUUUUCUGCGGGAGAUGUAUUGAUUCCUUUGGCAGAUGAGUAUGAUCCUAUGUUUCCAAAUGAUUAUGAAAAAGUGGUAAAGCGUCAGAGAGAGGAACGACAGAGGCAGCGUGAGCUGGAGAGGCAAAAGGAGAUUGAAGAAAGAGAAAAAAGACGUAAAGACAGACAUGAAGCCAGUGGGUUUUCAAGAAGACCAGAUCCAGAUUCUGAUGAAGAUGAAGAUUAUGAAAGGGAGAGAAGAAAAAGAAGUAUGGGAGGGGCUGCUAUUGCACCACCCACUUCUCUUGUUGAGAAGGACAAAGAACCUGUAGCAUCAUUCCCAUUCGAAGAGGAGUCAAGACCUCGGGCACCAUCUUCUAAAGCAGCUAUUCCUCCUCCAGUGUAUGAUGAGCCAGACAGACCUCGUUCCCCCACGGGACCUAGCAACUCUUUCCUUGCUAACAUGGGAGGGACAGUAGCUCAUAAAAUCAUGCAGAAAUAUGGUUUCAGAGAGGGUCAGGGGCUGGGAAAGCAUGAACAGGGGCUGAGCACAGCACUGUCAGUAGAGAAAACAAGCAAGAGGGGUGGCAAGAUCAUUGUUGGCGAUGCUACAGAGAAAGAUGCAACCAAGAAAACGGAUUCUAACCCGUUGACUGAGAUACUGAAAUGCCCAACUAAAGUGGUGUUACUAAGGAACAUGGUAGGUGCUGGGGAGGUGGAUGAAGAUCUAGAAGUUGAAACAAAGGAAGAAUGUGAAAAAUACGGCAAGGUUGGGAAGUGUGUCAUCUUUGAGAUUCCUGGUGCCCCUGAUGAUGAAGCUGUAAGAAUAUUUUUAGAGUUUGAACGGGUUGAAUCUGCAAUUAAAGCUGUUGUGGAUCUAAAUGGAAGAUACUUCGGAGGCCGAGUGGUGAAGGCUUGUUUCUACAACCUGGACAAGUUCAGAGUACUGGAUCUGGCAGAGCAAGUUUGACUUUAAAAAUCUAGCUCGAGGUGUCUGUCACUGUUUUGGCAAUCAUGUUUUCAGCAGUAGGCUGGGAAUAAAGAAGAGAAAGCAGCUUUCCUAGCAAACUGGAAACAAGCCUCAUUGAAUGGAUUUUUCGCAUUCGUUGUGACUUCAUUUUUUUUGUAAUAUAAAGCCCUUUGAAAGUAAGAUUCACGUCUGUGUGUUUUUGAAUUGCACAAUUCUGCUUAUUGCUCUGGGAAUCCUGUUUUUUUGAGCUUUCAGAUGACUUCAUUCAUUUGAAAUCCCACUGCUGAGGAAAUGCUUUGUCUGUAUUCCUGCUUUCCUUGUUCUGGUGCUUCAUCACGGAGUCCCUGUGCUGCAUCCACAAUAAGUGGGAAGCUUUGGAAAAGGACUGUGUGCUAUCAUGCUUCUCUUUCCUGAUGAUAUCUCUGAGUUCCAGCCUUGCUCAUAAGUCCUCCGCCUCUGCACAUCAGAGUGGUUUGGGGUCGUUGGACAGUUGGCAGCUAGUUUGUUCUCUCCUGACUCCAGGACAAUACUUCCUAUGCCAGAAUGGAGAGUAGAGUAACAAGCAAUGAGUCUGUAUUUCUUCCCAAAUCCAAAGAAAAUACAUGUUUAACCCAGGGAAAUGGAAGGAGGAAGGAAUUUAAAAUACUUAACCAUUUGAAUUGGAAUGAGUGGACUGUUAGCAGAUGCUCCGUACUGUCAGGCAGUCUUUGCUAGAAGUAUCCAGAGUUAACUGUUGUUGAAAUGCUAUAGGUAGAACUGAAACUCAUUCUUGUACCUGGCCAGCUGUCAGAGUCUCACUUCCUCUGAUGUCAUGUGUAGGUAACUAAUUUUUGUAUAAUUGAUUCACGCCUCAAUAGGAAGCAGUGGAAGAAAAUUCUCAUAAAAUCCGAACAGUGGAAAAACUAAACUUCUAAACACUACAACUUUUCAAUCUGAUGUAAAAUAACACAUAGCAUUCUGCUCCAGGUUUUACGUUCGCUUUUUGUUUGGGAACAAUAUGCGACUAAGAGGUGGCUAGGCAAUGGUGGGGAUCGUCUCUGCUCCAUUGCAUCUAGAAUUGCCACUGAAAUUGUAUGGAUAUUAAAACAGAAGAGAGCUCCGAGGGCAUUUUAGCUGUUUGGAGGUUGAUGCUGGAUGUCUUUUUCCUGUUAUACACAUGUACUGGGGAGGGGAUAUAGACCUGUAGUUGAUCAAUGCUGUGAGUAUCUCCAGUUACUGCCCUUUUAUUAAGUUUUGGCUGCAGAUCCAUAUGGCAAACCCGUGGUCUUGUUUUCCGCUUACUUUGUCUGUGUUCCAACAACCUCUGUACAAACAUUUGCCUGUAAAACAGAAAACGAUUUUUAAAAAAAACUUGUAUUUUA
This is a messenger RNA of Cygnus atratus (black swan), 2675 nucleotides long. RefSeq names its product RNA binding motif protein 17 (gene RBM17). The coding region runs from base 109 to 1314 and encodes 401 amino acids. Gene Ontology annotation, cellular component: precatalytic spliceosome. Lineage: Eukaryota; Metazoa; Chordata; Aves; Anseriformes; Anatidae. The transcript is spliced from 12 exons. Gene Ontology annotation, molecular function: RNA binding. Gene Ontology annotation, biological process: alternative mRNA splicing, via spliceosome; mRNA cis splicing, via spliceosome. The record is from RefSeq and is a predicted model, not a curated record.